Molecule: messenger RNA, 1395 nt
Organism: Emericellopsis cladophorae
Lineage: Eukaryota; Fungi; Ascomycota; Sordariomycetes; Hypocreales; Bionectriaceae
Product: Polyphosphatidylinositol phosphatase-like protein
Exons: 2
Coding region: 1-1395 (464 amino acids)
Biological process (GO): phosphatidylinositol dephosphorylation
Molecular function (GO): phosphatidylinositol-4,5-bisphosphate 5-phosphatase activity
Source: RefSeq, a predicted model, not a curated record
AUGGCGCCCUCAGCACUCGACCUCCUAGUCCUGACCCUGAAUUGUGCAAAAGAGCUCAUCAACGUGGGCAUCUUUGCGAAGCAUCUCCAGACAGCCCUGCUGAAAGAGGGCGGCGGGUCGACGCUGCCCGACGUCGUAGUCUUCUCUCUACAAGAAGUCGCGCCGCUGGGGCAUUCCUUUGUGGGAGGAUACUUCCUUAACCCAUACCUCACCCGCUUCGAAGACGCCGUCAACCUCGCUGCGCUGAACAUUCUCGACGACCAACGCGACGCGGAUUUCGUCUCCGUGACACAGACCCCGCCAGCAGAUCGACCCAAGAAACCAUACAGCAUCGUCAAGAGCGGCAAUGUGGGGUACACGGCCAUUGUGCUCCUGGCACGGAACCCAGACCAGAUCAAGGACGUGCGGGAGGCCGAGAUUGGGUUUGGAGCCGCCGACAUGGGCAACAAGGGCGCCGUGGGGCUGAGAAUGCUGUUCGAGGCAGACGAUGGGCAGGAGACGCAGGUCACGUUUGUGGCGACACACCUGGCGGCCAUGGAGUGGAAUCUCGCGCGUCGCAACGCCAACUGGGCCUCCAUCGUCCGAGGCCUCACGUUUGGCAACCCAGAAGACGUUGUCGCCAAGGCGCGCAGGCUGUCCUCGGUCGAGGACAAUGGCGAGACGAGGAGCCUCCUGCACGACGAGAACCACCAUGCGCGGCUGCAGAAAGAACUGCACGCGAUAUCUGUCUUCAGGCCGUCCUCCCACCUGUUUGUCGCGGGCGACUUGAACUACCGCAUCUCGACAACCUCACCUCCCGUGGGCGCGUCGUUCCCCAGCGUGGAUCCGGACUCGGAGCACCACUAUACGCACUUUUGGCAUCUGGAUCAACUCACCCGGGAGAAGGCCGCUGGGCGGACCUUGCAUGGGCUGAGUGAGGCCAAGGUCACUUUUCCCCCAACGUACAAAUACGUGGUGAAGGCCAAGGGCAAGGAUGACGAGUCGCCCAAGUGGAGCUUCGCGCCGCACAGGUACCCCGGUUGGACGGAUCGGGUGCUCUACCUGGAUACACCAUCGUCCGUGGACCACAAGGUUGAUGUGAAAGGAUACGACGCCAUGCCCGUGAUCGCCUCAAGCGACCAUCGGGCAGUGUACCUCCGGGCGUCAGUGCCGCUGUUGAGCCCUGAGGAUAUGGAGUGUAGCCUCUUGCAUGAGAGCGAUGAUCCGAGGGUUAAGUUGCCGCUGGAGAUUGACCCUGAAGCGUGGGAGAGAAGAGCUGCGGCGAGGAGGAAGGAGGUUAUGGUCGGAUGGGGCAUGAUGAUUGGGACGACAUGGGAAGGGGUUCUGGCCCUGGGCACCUUGCUGGCGGUGGGUCUUGGAUGGUACUGGUAUACAACGAGCAACGCGAGGCCUUGA